AUGAGCGAGACUGAGAAAUGGCGAAAUAUACUAACGAGGAUAAUUGAUGUUGUAAUUUUUCUUAGCCAAAGAGGACUUGCUUUCCGUAGCUCAUCCCAGCGAAUUGACGACAUUCAUAAUGGGCACUUCUUGGGGAUCAUUGAACUCCUGGCCAAUUACGAUCCAAUUCUUGCUGAACAUGUUGCAAAGGUACGAGCUUCGCAAGAAAAAGGUGAACGGCUUCAAGUUCACUAUAUCUCAGGAUCAUCUCAAGUUGAAUUCAUUAGUAACUGCACAUAUUAUGUUCGGAGUCACAUUUUGGAUGAAAUAAGAGCCGCAAAAUAUUAUUCAGUCAUGGUUGAUGCAACACCGGAUUCUAGCCAUGUGGAGCAGACAACGUUCAUCAUUCGUUAUUUGGCCAAGGAUGAUACCGAAUUUGAACUUAAAGAACGAUUUUUAACCUUUGUUGAUUGUUGUAAGAAGACGGGGGCUGACUUAGCAAGCCUGAUUAUGGGAACACUCAAGCAUUUUGUGAUACCUAUAAAACAUUGUCGUGAACAGGGUUAUGAUAACGCUCCCAACAUGUCUGGCAAAUACAAUGGUACCCAACAGCACAUACUUGCUGUUAAUCCACUGUGCAUUUAUUCUCCAUGUGCCUGCCAUUCACUAAACUUAUGUGGAUUAGAUUCUGCAUCAUGUUGCAUGGAGGCAGUUACAUUUUUUUGGAGUAAUGCAAACAGUUUAUAA
Messenger RNA from Limulus polyphemus (Atlantic horseshoe crab), 726 nucleotides. RefSeq names its product 52 kDa repressor of the inhibitor of the protein kinase-like. The coding region runs from base 1 to 726 and encodes 241 amino acids. The transcript has a single exon. NCBI's taxonomy places the organism in Eukaryota, Metazoa, Arthropoda, Merostomata, Xiphosura, Limulidae. The record is from RefSeq and is a predicted model, not a curated record.